Papaver somniferum (opium poppy) is the source of this 705-nucleotide messenger RNA. RefSeq lists its product as uncharacterized. The transcript is spliced from 4 exons. The record is from RefSeq and is a predicted model, not a curated record. Lineage: Eukaryota; Viridiplantae; Streptophyta; Magnoliopsida; Ranunculales; Papaveraceae. Bases 1 to 705 code for a protein of 234 amino acids.
AUGAAGAGGUUGAAGGAGGCGUUGAGGAUUUGGAAUAGAACCGUUUUUGGUGAUGUGCAAUUUCGUUUAAGGCAAGCUGAAUUAAAGCUUGAAAUUGAGAAUGAUCUCCUUGAUUAUGAUCCGUCGGAUGAGUUUCAAUUUUUGAAGGUGGCUGAUGCUAAGAAGGUUGUUGAUGAUGUGAGAACGAUAUUAGCAGUUAUGCUUAAGAUGAAGUCGAGAGAUGAGAUAAGGGAUUACAUUGUCAAUCAUUAUCAAGGAAAAUUCAAUGGUGGUGAUGUUAAUAUUGACCCGAGGAUGUUUGAUAUUCAACAUGAGCGCAUUUCAGAUGCUGAAAGUGCUUUUAAGGAUGUUAUGCCUUCUUUGGAGGAGAUUAAAGAAGCUGUCUUUGACUUGGGAGCUGAUUCGGCGCCUGGCCCAGAUGGCUUUUCAGUUCUCAUUCCUAAGAAAAACAAAUCUGAUGCCAUCAAGGAUUAUAUGCCAAUUGGAUUGAGUAAUUUUUUCUUCAAAAUCAUUACAAAGAUUAUGGCUACCAGUCUUGGUAUUGUGCUUAACAAGUUGAUUUAUGAGGAGCAAGUUGCGUUUAUGAAGGGAAGAAAUAUUUAUGGGAAUAUAGCUUUGGCGUCUGAGUUGAUCAAUGAGAUAAACACAGAAAGGAAGCAUGGAAAUGUUGGCCUCAAACUGGAUAUUGCCCAUGAUACGCCCUGA